Trifolium medium is the source of this 260-nucleotide messenger RNA. The record is from the annotation of a GenBank genome assembly. NCBI's taxonomy places the organism in Eukaryota, Viridiplantae, Streptophyta, Magnoliopsida, Fabales, Fabaceae.
AUGGAUAAUAUUACUUCUAAUACUGUUUGGGUGAUAGGUGAUGGUACAAAUAUCAACUAUUGGUCGGAUAAUUGGCUAGGGGAACUGUUAGCUAAGGCUUUAAACUUACCAGACACUGUUUGCAAGACCCUCAACACCAAGGUUUAUGAUCUUUUGGAAGAUAAGUGUUGGUUGAUUCCUCCCAUUAUUCAUGCAUUGGCGCCAUGGCUUAUUGAAGAAAUUCUUGCAGUUUUUAUUCCUCUUUCUCCUUUGGAAGAUAG